AAUUAAAAACAGUUUUGAAUUGUAUACAAAACUUAUUACUUAAUCAUCUUUCCAAUUGAUAGAAACCAAUUAAAAUAUAUGCGCAAAUUUUUAAAUUGAGAGUUACACCGCUAGUUAUAUUCAUCAUCGUUAGAUGGCGCUAGCAACAUCAUUUCAAAUUGUUCGUUUACGGUGCGUGUUCCUAUAUGUAUUUAAAAAUCUUGUGUUCCAUUGCAAAUACGAAUUUUUAAUAUAUUUGUCUUAUUUUAUCAACGUGAUAUCUUACAGAUUAAAGAGACCUGUUAAUGUUCUAGUACGAAACGCUUAUUUACAUACAAACUACAGCAUUAGCAGUAAAAUUGUGGUUCAACGAACGAAGAGUAUGCUAGAGACGACUUGUGUGAAGCAGUUGACGGAUCGACAGACGCAGUUCGGCAAUGCGCGCAAAUUGGAUUUAUCGGAAUGCAUCUUUGUGUUCAAGGGUUCGCAAUCGGAUUACGAGGAACCAUUGUCGGACGAGGAGGUCGAUCUGAAGCCUCUGCGGGAAGCGACGAUCGCCGUCCCGACUCCGAAGAUCUCCGAGAAGCGGAAGGCGGAGGAAGCCGACGCCAGCAAGGACUUGAAAAAGGCGAAAUUGGAAACGAAAGCUUUGAAAGCGAAGAGGCCAGGAUUCACAGACGAACGGUACAAUGAAACCAGUUAUUACGUGGAGAACGGCCUGCGGAAAGUGUACCCUUACUACUUCACCUUCACCACGUUCACGAAAGGAAGAUGGGUGGGUGAGAAGAUCCUCGAGGUAUUCGCCAGAGAAUUUCGAGCACAUCCGGCAGAAGAAUACGAACGUUGCAUUCGUGCAGGCACUUUGACGGUGAACUAUCAAAAGGUGGACGUCGAUUACAGAUUACGACACAACGAUCUGCUGGCCAACGUCGUCCAUAGACACGAGGUGCCUGUCACCUCGGAGCCGAUCACGGUGAUACACAUGGACGAGGACGUCGUCGUGGUCAACAAGCCCGCCUCCAUCCCUGUGCACCCGUGCGGACGAUACCGACACAACACGGUAGUCUUCAUUCUGGCGAAGGAGUACAAUUUGAAGAACCUGAGGACAAUCCACAGGCUGGAUAGACUGACCAGCGGUAUUCUCCUUUUCGGUAGAACGCCGAAGAAAGCGAGGCAGAUGGAGCACCAAAUAAGAAACAGACAGGUUCACAAGCAAUACGUCUGCAGAGUGGAAGGCGAGUUCCCCGAAGAGGAAGUGGUCUGCUCCGAACCGAUCGAGGUGGUAUCCUACAAGAUAGGCGUGUGCAAAGUCUCCGAGAAAGGGAAGGACUGUGUAACCCGUUUCAAGCGUCUUAGCUACAACGGCAAGUCGUCCGUGGUGCUGUGCAAGCCUCAAACGGGACGAAUGCAUCAGAUCCGUGUCCAUCUUCAAUACCUGGGCUACCCAGUGGUAAACGAUCCUCUCUACAAUCACGUUGUAUUUGGUCCUGAAAAAGGAAAGGGCGGUAACAUCGGGAAGACCGAUCAGGAGCUGGUCAGAGAUCUGAUCAGCAUCCACAAUGCAGAAAAUUGGCUUGGCAUGGAUGGAGACUCGGAGAUGAGUCUGUUCAAGCCAAAAUUAGACAUAGAGGAACGCGUGUCGUUGAACAACGACAAGGAUGGAUCCUCUCCAUCCUCGACGCCUGGCCUAGGCGAGGAGGAACAGCAACAACAACAGGAACAAUCGCUGAAGGUGACGGUAGGCACGCAGACUGGAUCAGAACCGCCGGAUUCUAGUUUCACGAACGACAAGAUGACGGUAGAUCCGCACUGCUACGAGUGCAAAGUGAAGUACAGAGACCCGAAACCAUCCGAUUUGGUCAUGUACCUGCACGCGUGGCGCUACUGCGGUCCAGGCUGGGAAUAUGAGACUCCGCUUCCGGCUUGGGCAGCCAGCGACUGGACCGAAGAAGACCGAUAGUUCUGGUCCACGAAGCAUCGAAACGAGCUGUCAUCACCCUUCGUAUCCCUUUUUGAUAUCCUUACCCCGUGCCUUCCAUCCGCCAGCGAGCGAUCUCGACCAUCGUACAUGUACCCAUCCCUGUGACCAGGUCGCUGGACUCGCGAACGAACGAGAGACCUCUCGGUUGGUCCUCCGAGAUUGGUGUCGCGUCUGGUCUGCGCUGAUAUUCGAGGCUCUUCGCGCUGGCAAUAUCGCGGUGAAUCUGUCGGGAUCGUUUCCAGGAUGAUUCUCGACGAAUGACAGGUUCACCCGUGGUAUUCCGAACGUCGUAGAUCAUAAACGAGGAAGAUCGAUGGAUGGCGAACUAUGAGCGUCACAGCGUUAAUUGGCUUGAGACGAAGCGAAAGUUUGCGUGAGACAGCCUGCAGGUGUUCCGACGAAUCUUCCAGGAACGUUUCAGGCCGUCCUUGAUCCGUUGUUACGACGCGCGAUCGAUCUAGAACAGAGCUGCACAGGGUAGAGUGCUGUUCGCCAAUUCCUUUUACACCAUAAUUUACUCGCUAUUGAUAUUAGAGAGUCGAUACGAAGCGACGGUCGUACAUCGUACAAGAUUAUCUUUUUUAUAAUUUUACAACUUUACGUUAAAGAGGAUAAUCGAACGAUUUAUAGUUCAUGAAAUUUGCUUAUAGAAUUUCAUUCGCCUCGUUAUCAAACUUAUUCCACGAGAUACGUGACAUCACUGCCCAUAAUUUUGUCCUCCUAAGAACCAUUACACAAUUCUGAUUUAGGAUAACGUAGCAUCGAUUAGAAUUCGCGUGGUUCGAUCUCAAUCGGUGGUAUCGUGGUUAUCCCAUGGGGAAGUAUAGAUUCUCGUCCAGGAUGCGCCGAUGAAUAGCGUAAAAAGAUCGAAGCAUCAACGUGGCACGGGGCGACGAAACGGUCCUGAUCGGUUCUGUAAACGGGUCGGUCGAACAGUCACUGCCACUGGUGCGCGCACGAGAGAAGAUUGAUGCAACUGUCAACCGCGAAAGCCCGAAUGGAUCGUUAUCGUUCGUGUCCUUGAUUUAUGAUGCAGAUAGGAACAAGGAAAGCCGACGAUCUUUUCUAUUACUCAGGUCUCCUGCGACUGGGAAUCUUUAUGCUUCUGAUCUCGAAAGAAACCACGCUCGAAACCCAGCUCGAAAUCCCUUUUAUGGAUCUUCUUCCAGCGAAUGAAGAGGGUUCGUUCUUUGCUUAUUUUUUUCUUUUUUUUUUUUUUACUUUCUAUUGGUAGAAUAUACAAGAUCGAAAUAGUUCCUUCGAAAUAUCACGGGCAAUUAGUAACGCCAUUUAACGAAGAUGAUUGCUAUUUUAUGUUUCCUUUUUCCUUAUUAUCAAAGGGAAUUAAAUAAUGUUUAUCGGUUAUGUAACAAAUGCUUCAUUCUAUCAAUCGAGAGAUAUAACGAAACUUUGAAAUGUAUUAUGGAAACUGUAUUACAGAGUACCGCAAACCCCUUAACGCAAAGCGAUCUACCCUCAUUCCCUUAAUUAGAAACGCCUGCAGUCACCUUUCCAGUAGUUAUGGCAAACGAUCUUCUGUGUAUUUCUUAAUCAGAUUAUCUAAACGUAGAAUAGCUACAGUAACGUCAUUCCCUGAUCCAAGCUACCCAGAAGCCCGUAGAUCAGCAAAAUUCAAUUCUACGACUAAUAACAUCCAUUCUACCAUGCUUUCAACAAUGUCUUACCUUUAACAACCGUUUCAGAAAUCUCUACAAUCACCAUCCAUCCACUUGUUCUUUCACAAACGCUCAUCACGCAAACCAGGAUAAAAAAGACAAGAUCGUGAUCGAAAAUUGUUUAAUCCUUUAACGAUGUAGCUUGAGAUACUUGAGUCUUCGAACGUUAUCAAAUAACGUUAUUAAUAUUUAUUUCUUAUAAAAGGUUGAAAGUACGUAUUUUUAUACCUAUUCUCUUAUAUUCAAUACCAGAAACGCAAAAAAUUCGAAGGGUAAACAGAUAAUUGUUGUUUAAAUCGUUCGUUUUGAAUUUACUAUUCUGUUGUUACCGUGAAAAUGUCAAGAAUGUUUAAGAAUCAUCAUCGACCAGCGUUCAUCCUCGAGAACCGCGCAGACAAGGGGCUGACGUAGGAAACUGCAAUAUAGACGCGUCUAUUUUUAUGGCUGAUUAUAUAUACAGGAAACUAAAUAGUGGCGCAGGUCCAGCGGCAGAGGUCUCCAACAAUAAGCGUGAUCUUGCCAGGAGGAUAUAGCCAACGAUCAUGCCAAAGAGCGCGAGCGCGUCCGGCGAACGAGAGCGAGUGUAUCGGAGAUGGAGUGAAAAAUAAUAAAUGUAUGUGUGUGUAUAUGUAUGAGAGAGGGAAAGAGAGAGCUUCUUUCAAGCCAUAUCGUGUACGUGUACCUUGUUCCCGCGCGUCGAAUAAGACCGCGUCCAAGUGGCAGGACUUGCAACAAGUACAAUCGAGCGAGUGAAAUAACGAGAUUAACGUCGUUACGUACAUUAUUUUGCUACGAGUCACGUUCGUCUCCUUUAGCGGGGCUAUACAUAGGCUUUUAUCGCGUGUUCGGGAUAUCUGGAAGAGGUGAUGAGAAUGGUAAACCUUUCGGAUCUUUUAAUUGUUUGAAAGAAUUAUAUUCUGGGCCAAAGAUGAAGCUUGUUGUCAUUUGAUCGUAUCACAUAUCCUUUUAUAUCCCGCUGUAUCAUUUCUAUUCAUUUUUAUUCUUCUGAUAGAAGAUCGUACGAACCCUUUCACCGAAGCUUUGAUCGAUUCUUUUCAUUCAAAUUUUAUAUCAUUUGGUAAUCUGUCUUAUGGCUCAUUGAAUGAUACACGGAGAAUGGAUAGCUUCAAGCGGAUUUUGACGUUACGAAUUAUGCGAUUCGUGUGACUCAGUUUCGUAAAUUGCGUUCUUUUGGGGAAGUUUUGGAGGAAGUUGGAAGAAAGUGGAUCCUAACGGUAAAAGACGUGCUCAAGAGAACACGGUUUACAUAAACGCCAACAACGUUAAAGUUGAAAUAGCAAGAAGGGAACAAAAAUCAUCUUUUAUACGAAAGCUUUGUAAUAAUCGCGAGCUAUUAAAUAAAUUAUCGAAUGAGAGAAUGGAACAGGAUGAGAAGACACGAAAAGAUAAAAAGAGAACAGUUCUCGUUACCUCUCCGGAUUCUUGUAAGCAACAGACAAAACAGAGAUCAGUGAACAGAGAUUUUAGAUAGAUAGACGUAGGAGGGAGAUAACGUAAUAACGGACCUAUCAUAAAAGACAGUGUGUGCGCUUACUAACCCAACGGGAUAGCUUGCGGCGAGAGACGAAAUGAAAGAAAAAAAAAAACAAUAUAGCAAGCUAUCCCGAUAUUGUAACAGCUAGCUUAAUUUUAUUUAAGUAAAAGAAAAAGAAGGGAAGAACUAACUCUCAAAUAUAUAUCGAAUGAAAGAAAGACAAAGAGAAAAAAGGAAUAAAAAAAAGAGAAAAGAGUAAGGACGAAAGGAGAAACUCCAAAAGACAGUCUCGACUUGGUAGCACAGAGACAAAAGGAGAAAAAGGGGGAGAGAGAAUGUGUGAGAGAGCGAAAGAGAGAGAGAGAGAAAGAGAGAGAAUGUGUGUGUGUGUGUGUGUGUUGAAAGAGAGAGAGAGAGAGAGAGAGAGAAUGAAAGAGAAUGAAAGAGAAAGACAUCGGUCUGUAAAUCGAGCGAACGCUUUUGUAUGUAUAUACAUAUAUAUAUUGUAUAUUGUAUACGCACAUUGUACUGUAAUCUGAGCGACAUAAUUGUCUGUAUCCGUAGUCAGCGGAAACGUUAGAGCUAGAAAAACUUUUUUCUUGUAUAAUGAACGAAUAAAUGUAAAGUAUCGUUCGGUA
Messenger RNA from Bombus terrestris (buff-tailed bumblebee), 5769 nucleotides. Its product is annotated as RNA pseudouridylate synthase domain-containing protein 2. Gene Ontology annotation, biological process: pseudouridine synthesis. NCBI's taxonomy places the organism in Eukaryota, Metazoa, Arthropoda, Insecta, Hymenoptera, Apidae. The coding region runs from base 134 to 1939 and encodes 601 amino acids. Gene Ontology annotation, molecular function: RNA binding; pseudouridine synthase activity. The transcript has 8 exons. The record is from RefSeq and is a predicted model, not a curated record.